Messenger RNA from Suillus subalutaceus, 498 nucleotides. RefSeq lists its product as uncharacterized. The transcript has a single exon. The record is from RefSeq and is a predicted model, not a curated record. The annotation marks the transcript as partial. Lineage: Eukaryota; Fungi; Basidiomycota; Agaricomycetes; Boletales; Suillaceae.
CAAAACCCUGAACUCGCUGCUGAGGUGUCCGCAAAGCCCAGUCAUUUGUCGAGUCAGAAAACGAAUGUUGAUCUUGGUCAUGCUGGUGCUCCUGAGCCCACUGUACAGCGCAGGAAGCUCCAGCUCCUUCCACGGUCUGUUCUUGCUACUGAAAAAAACACCACGCCUCCUUCAGAAGAAGAACCUGAAAGCGCACCUGCAGCCAUGUCAGAAGCAGACGUGAAGAAGAAGAUUGAUGAAGAUGUGAGAGAGUUCUUUGCUGUUUGCAAUCUUCAAGAGGCCGAGGUUUACUUCACCAAUCUUCCUGACGAGCACCACUUCCGGCUUGUGGGCAAGCUGGUUGCGUCCGCGCUUGAAAAUCGCCAGGUCUCAUUGUCAUUAGCGCCACCAUGUUUUGGGGUGUUGCUCUCAAGGUCGCAUGCUACAAGAAAGAAGAACCUGUGCACGAUGUAUCAGCAUCGCCGUUCUCGUCAAAAAUCAAGACCGGCACCAGCGUGA